Molecule: messenger RNA, 1762 nt
Organism: Actinia tenebrosa (Australian red waratah sea anemone)
Lineage: Eukaryota; Metazoa; Cnidaria; Anthozoa; Actiniaria; Actiniidae
Product: beta-1,3-galactosyltransferase 5-like
Biological process (GO): protein O-linked glycosylation
Cellular component (GO): Golgi membrane
Molecular function (GO): hexosyltransferase activity
Source: RefSeq, a predicted model, not a curated record
UGUGGUGACUGGUUUGAGCCUAAAAACGCUCGAUCCCUUUGUUUCUACGAUGAGAGCUGCGUAGAUUGCUAUUUAAAAAUUUAAAAAAGGUCAAAAAACUAGUCGGCUAGUUGUGUCCAAAAAACCGCCAAUCAAAGGACGGCUUUCAGUGAGUGUUCGUUUAUAUGUACCAUUUCUGUCAUAAUGCAAGUCAGUAUCUGCGGGUAUAUAUGCGUACAAAUUUGCAAGGGAGAGUGUUAAGAGAGUUAAUAAGUUGCAAUACUCCCAUUGCUUACAAUGAGCUAUUACUACAUCCGACGAAGAUUUGGUUGCCUUUUUCUGUCGAGAAGAAUCAGGACCGUCUACAAAGUGGUCAUUUUUCUAGUCUCUCUUAUUUCUUUAAGUGCUUUCUACCUGAGUGUAGUUUCGCCAGAGAUUCCUCAAAACGUCUUUUCCUUAAAACUGCGGGGUAAUAAAAGUCGUUUCAUAGACUUAAAGUGGAAUUGCAGUUGUGAAUUUGGUUCAGGUUCAACACCAAGUAAUAAAAUUUCAACAUCGCCAGGAAGCUCCAAGGACUGUUUAAACGAUCAAUCGCGACAAGCAGUCACCGACUUCAGCACUGUUGGGUGGACAAAUUUCUCCUUGAUCAUGCCUCGUGUCGAACCGAAUAUUUCUUGUGAAGAAAGAAAGCUUUUUAUGGUUGUUGUAGUCAACUCGGCAACCGACGACAGACAUAGGAUUCUACGAAUGUCUAUCAGAAAGACUUGGGGAAAUUUAACACAAGGAAAAGGGAAUCAGAAAUGGAGGAUCUAUUUCGCUUUGGGAAUGUCCAGCAGUUACGCUAUGAAUCUAAAGAACGUACAAGAAGCUUUACAGUACAAUGAUAUAAUCAUAGGAAACUUUUCAGAUACUUACAAGAACAUUGUUAUCAAAACAUUUAUGUCGCAUUUCUGGGUGUAUUCUCAAUUUGAUUGUAUGUAUGUUAUGAAAACCGAUGAUGAUGUUUAUGUUAGAGUCUCAAGGUUGUCAAAAUGGCUCGAAAAACAAGGCUUCCCAAACCCUUUUUAUGGGGGGUUUCUUAGCGAGAAUUUAUUAGUAGUUCGCGAUCCAAAAUCCCCUUGGUUUGUUUCUAAGGAAGACUUCAAUGAGACAAGAUGGCCACCCUUUUCGCACGGGGCAUUUCAAGUUGUCUCUACCGCUAUACUUCCUCGUUGUUUUAACUACACCCAGUCAGUCAAACGACCAUUAACCACAGAUGAUGCAUACUUUGGUGUCAUGGCUAGAGACCUGGAAGUUAAUGCCACACAGAUUCCUGGCUUUAGUCUUAAUCCGCCUAAAAGUGACUUUGAGGUCAUGAUCGCCACUGCGUUUGGCCACGCUCUAGACUCUUCUUCCAUGUUCAAGUACCAUGCUAGAUAUCAUGACCUUAUUAUUUGAAAUCAUCUCUUGUGUAUUGUGUGUCUGUUCUUUUUGUAUACAAACGCCUUGUGCUUGACGUCCAUCAGAACCUUUGUCGCGACAGAAACAAUCCGGCGCUAGAGGGCGCGUGUGAUUGAGAAUGGCUGUUCGUUUAGCCACGAAAGUCAACAUUCUAAAAGUUCGUUAAGCGUUAGCAACGCUCGCUCUAUCUGAUGGUUUUUGCCACCUUUGAAAACAUUUACACAAGGAAACAUGUUUCCUCGUUUAGCCAGGGCCUAAGACUCGUCCUGUAUGACGAAAUAAAUAUAUUUAUUUCAGGAACUGAACAUGGCCAAAUAAGUGACAUAAAUUCGUUUACAACUGU